Rhododendron vialii is the source of this 1014-nucleotide messenger RNA. RefSeq names its product meiotic nuclear division protein 1 homolog. Gene Ontology annotation, cellular component: nucleus. Lineage: Eukaryota; Viridiplantae; Streptophyta; Magnoliopsida; Ericales; Ericaceae. The transcript has 11 exons. Gene Ontology annotation, molecular function: double-stranded DNA binding. The coding region runs from base 235 to 870 and encodes 211 amino acids. Gene Ontology annotation, biological process: reciprocal meiotic recombination. The record is from RefSeq and is a predicted model, not a curated record.
AAUUUCAUUUGAACUGGCAAAUCUUGUCAUUCACAAGUACAAGUUGCUAUAUUGUCGUGGCUAUUUAUGGUCAUUGAAAACGAGCUCUAACUGCUCGGAAAAAAGGAGUGUGCUGGAGUUAAGAGGUGCAACUGAACAUUGGACAAUUUGUAUGAUUGCUUUACCACUUGGAGACUUGUUUUUAUAGCUUUUUCUAAGAAAAGAGGUCUUUCAUUGGAAGAGAAGCGUGAGAAGAUGCUUCAAAUCUUUUAUGACUCGCAGGACUUCUUCCUUCUGAAGGAACUUGAGAAGCUGGGCCCCAAGAAAGGUGUAAUCAGCCAGUCUGUAAAGGAUGUCAUCCAAUCUCUUGUAGAUGAUGACCUUGUCUUGAAGGACAAGAUAGGAACCUCAGUAUACUUUUGGAGCCUUCCGAGCUGUGCUGGAAAUCAGCUGAGGAGUGUGCAUCGAAAACUUGAAGAUGAUCUUCAAAGCAGUAAGAAAAGGCUUGCAGAACUUGUUGAGCAAUGUGAAGCCUUAAAGAAGGGAAGAGAGGAAUCUGAUGAACGAGAGGAGGCCCUAGUUGAGCUGAAAGCUAUUGAACAGAAGUAUAAUGAGUUAAAGGAUGAAAUGGGACAGUAUGCUGACAAUGAUCCAGCUGCCUUUGAAGAAAUGAAGAAAUCUAUUGAAGUUGCACAUGCAGCUGCUAACAGAUGGACAGACAACAUAUUCACACUGCGACAAUGGUGUGGAAACAAUUUCCCUCAGGCCAAAGAACAGCUUGAACACUUGUACAAUGAGGUGGGAAUAACAGAUGAUUUCGAUUACUUGGAGUUGGCACCUAUAGUCCCUCAGAGGCCAGUUGGUGAUCACAUGCUGGAAGGCAAUCCUUAGGGAUAGGGCUAGAUCAAGGAAUAGCAUACAUGCUAAUGGUGGUUGCUCUGGUGCUUACCUAUAUCAUCCACUGAUCAUUUCUGUAAAAGAAGCAGAGAGACAUUUGAUUAAUCAAUGUCCAAGCGCAUGUUGGAUAUUUUGUUU